AAAACAAUCGAUCCAGCUACCUUCUUUUGACUAUUAACUAUCCUUGUCUUCCGGGUGGUCAUGAAUGCUUUGAAGACAUCUGUGAAGUGGCAUUUCUUCUUCUCCAACAAGCUCUGUACGGCUGUGUCACACUGGGCUAAGGGUUCCUCAACUUGUUCAACUAUUAUCAAGCUGAGCAGUCUUUCUCAUUCCAGACCCUUGAAACGCACCUAAUUCCACGAUAUAAUGGAGGGAGAGUUUUUUUUAUCUAUUGAAAACAAAUAUUGAGUUGCUCAUCCAACUAAUCUAAUCUCAUCGACAUUUAGCCUCUGUUAAUCCUGUUUUAAAAGUAUCUAUCCGUUUGUUUUCCCUUUAAUUUGAUUCACUGCAAUUUUUAAAAGUAAAUAAUGAUAUCUUGUUAAUUAUUAAAUAAAUUAAAAUAAUAGAAAAAAAAUAAAAAAAAUCUCCCCUGCCUGUCCCUGCCAUUAGCUCCCAAAACACAAAAUCAUCGUAAGAAAGAAACAAGACAUAUUUUCCUCUCCUUUUUCUCCUUGUGGACUGCAGAGGUCGUUGGCCCUGUGGCGUACUUUAUAGAUUUUCCUUUCCUUUUGAGGUUGCUGCUGCAGAUCUUUCUCUUCAAUUGUACUGAAGUUUGUUUGUUUUGUACAGGUUCGCUGGAGAUAUAGCAUCCUUGAUUCCUAGCUUGUUGCUUCCUAGUUGUCAACAGCCAAUUUUUUGGGUUUUAUUUUUUAAGCACAAAGAUGGGUGCUUUUUGCUGCUGUCCAUGCAGUGAUGAACAUGAAGAACAUGCUUACUCGGGCAAUUCAAUAUACAGGCACUGCGUUUGCCUAAGAUUCUUUUUCCACCAGUUACGCAGUGGGUAUGGUACGGUGUUUCACAGGCUUGAAGGUAGGACUGUCUCGCCAACCCAAGAAGGUACUUCUUUGGCAUCAACUGGAGUUGGCACAGGAUUACCAGAUGGUUCUGCAAAUGACACUCAACUCUCGUCAUCCAGGCCACUCCCUUAUGAUACUGAUCAGAGGUAUGCUCAUUUGCAGCGUUAUGGUUUAGUCUCUAGGAAGUCGAUGACUCAUUUGCAAGAAGAAUCACAACCACUGAGAAGAAAUAUGAGCAGUUCUGCUGUGGAAUCAUUGGGCUUUGGAAGAAGAAGAAACGGAAUUGAUUCUGAAGAUGACAAUAAACUUGGCUAUUCAGAGUUGUCAGACAAAUAUUUAGCAACAAAAGUUGCACACGGGCUAACUUAUGUGCAACCAUCUUCUGAAGAUGAAGAUGCUUGCCCUACCUGUCUUGAUGGGUACACCCCAGAAAAUCCUAAAAUCACAACUCGAUGCUCUCACCAUUUUCACCUUGGCUGCAUUUAUGAAUGGUUGGAAAGAAGUGAAAGUUGUCCAAUAUGUGGCAAGGAAAUGGAGUUUUGUGAAAGCCCUUAAGUUGGUGUGCGUCUGAUUCACCGUCAAUGGAGGAAGAGCUCGCUGGAGUGUAAAUAAAAGCUCCCUGAGCUUUAUUUAAAAGAGGCUUGCAUAGAUUUCUCAAAAGAAAAAAAAAAGGUUUUUGCAUAAAACAAAUUUUCAUUUUCUCUGCUUACACUACCUUGUAAUUUCCUACUGUACUUGAUGGUCAAAUGCUCGUUGCUUUUCGUGUAUAUUCUACUGAUCAGUGUAUAGCUUGUAUAAACUAAUUCAUAAACAUUAUGCCGAUUCAUACAAGGCACAGCCUAAGUACUGCUGAUAUUAUUACCUCAUGCUUCAAGCUAUAGGAUGAUGCUUGACUAUGAUACACCUUUGGUUGAACCCAUA
This is a messenger RNA of Populus euphratica (Euphrates poplar), 1796 nucleotides long. RefSeq names its product E3 ubiquitin-protein ligase At3g02290-like. NCBI's taxonomy places the organism in Eukaryota, Viridiplantae, Streptophyta, Magnoliopsida, Malpighiales, Salicaceae. Gene Ontology annotation, molecular function: ubiquitin-protein transferase activity. The coding region runs from base 741 to 1430 and encodes 229 amino acids. The transcript is spliced from 5 exons. The record is from RefSeq and is a predicted model, not a curated record.